GUUCGGAGCUGGCGGCGGGUCAGCCGGGAGUGAGAGCCAUGGGCGACCCGGAGCUCGAGCUGGCCGGUGCCCAGGACGACUUCCACAGCCAGUUCGCCGACGAGCUGGAGGUGCUGGCCGAGCUGGAAGGGACAGCGGCCCUGUCGCCCUCCAGGGACCCUUGGCCCACGUUGGGUCGGUCCCGCCUGCCGUUCGAGGAGGCCGCCGCUGGAGGGGGCGCCGCCAUUCCCUGCUCUCCCGAGGGACCGCCAGAGAACCGCGGAGGCAGUGCGAGGAAGCGGCAGCUGGCCGGCCGCGUCGCGAGGGACAGGGCCUUGCCCCCCACCCCCAGGGUCAAACGGCUUAAGCUGGAAGUCGUCAAGAAGCUGAACUUCAGGCCCGAGGAAAUGGAGGAGCCGCCCCUUCCUGACUCCCCUGCGGGGGACAUCACCCCCCCACCGAGUCCCGAGGUCCCCACUGAACCGCGGAGCAAGGGGGCCGUGGACGCCGGUGUCGAUGCGGGUCUCCUGCAGGCCUCGCCGGCAGCCCGAAAUCCUGUCCUGAGGCGGCCCCCUGUCCUGGAGGACUAUGUCAGUGUGACCUCCACGGGGGGUAGCCGGGCUUUUCUGGUCCUGCAGGCUGAUCCAGUGGGCACAGGGGUGCAGACCCCUUUCCUUGAUAUCUGGCGGCGAGGCCAGGGCCAGCUGGAUCUGUUGGGCGUGCCCUUCGCGUCCCUGAAGGAGCAGGUGGACAACGAGCGGAGGCAGCAGCUGCUCGAGGAGGCCCGUCGACUCUCAGACACGCUUCACAGCCUCAGGUCGGAGGAGGUCCAGCCUUUGGCGGCUCCUGAGGAAGAGCUGGCCAGCAACCAAGCCGAGUCCCAGCACUGCCUCUGGGUGGACAACUUUGCUCCUCGGUCCUACACGGAGCUGCUCAGUGACGACUUCACUAACCGCUGCCUCCUCAAGUGGUUAAAGCUGUGGGACCUGGUGGUGUUCGGACGAGAGAGGCCUGCCAGGAGGCCGAGGCCCGGCAUGGAGCUGGCCCGGGGUGCUAAAGAGGCUGCGAGCUCCAGCAAAUGGAAGAGCCAUGAGCAGGUGCUGGAGGACAUGCUAGAGGCUGAGCUGGACCCAAGCCGGCGGCCCCGGCAGAAGGUGGCGCUGCUCUGUGGGCCCCCGGGGCUUGGCAAGACCACCCUGGCCCACGUGAUUGCACGGCAUGCUGGGUAUUGCGUGGUGGAGAUGAACGCCAGUGACGACCGCAGCCCCGAAGCCUUCCGCACGUGCAUUGAAGCAGCCACGCAGAUGGAGUCGGUGCUGGGUGCCGGCGGGAAGCCCAACUGCCUGGUCAUCGACGAGAUCGACGGGGCCCCUGUGGCUGCCGUCAACAUUCUCCUGAACAUCCUGGACCGCAAGGGCCCGCAGGACGCAGAGUCCGGGGGUCCGGUCCCCCUGAGUGGGGGGCGGCGGCGCCGGGCUGAGGGGGGGCUCCUGAUGAGGCCUAUCAUCUGCAUCUGCAACGACCAGUUCGUGCCCGCCCUGCGGCAGCUGAGACAGCAGGCCUUCCUGCUGCACUUCCCGCCCAUACUGUCCUCCAGGCUCGCGCAGCGGCUGCAGGAGAUCUCCCUGCGGCAGGGCAUGAGGGCCGACCCCGGCGCGCUGGCCGCUCUGUGUGAGAAGACGGACAACGACAUCCGUGCCUGCGUCAACACGCUGCAGUUCCUCCAUGGGCGGGGCCGGCGGGAGCUGAGUGUGCAGGCUGUGUGGACCACGCGGGUCGGCCUCAAGGACCAACGCAAGGGGCUCUUCUCCGUGUGGCAGGAGGUGUUCCAGCUGCCCCGGGUGCAGAGGCAACGCUGGGGCCAGGACCCGGCCCUGCCCCCACACAGGCUCCUGCUCAGUGAUGGGCACCUGGGUCUGGGGGCCCGAGCUGCCGAGGCGCCUUUGACCUCGGCUUCCCAGCGGUUCUACCACAUCCUGCACGUGGCUGCCUCUGCUGGCGAGCACGAGAAGGUGGUCCAGGGUCUGUUUGAGAACUUCCUGCGUCUGCGGCUGCGGGAUUCCAGCCUGGGCACCGUGUGCGCGGCCCUCGACUGGCUGGCCUUCGACGACCUGCUGAGCCGCGCCGCGCACCACGGCCAGAGCUUCCAGCUGCUGCGCUACCUGCCCUUCCUGCCGGUGGCCUUCCACCUGCUCUUUGCGUCCAGCCACGUGCCGAGGAUUGCUUUCCCCAGCAGCCAGCAGGAGGCCCAGAACCGGACGAGCCGGACACAGAACCUCAUCCAGACGCUGGUGGCGGGCAUCACACCGGCCACCCGCAGCCGAGCUGCGCCUCAGGCUCUUGUCUUGGAUGCCCUCUGUCUGAUUCUGGACAUCCUGGCACCCAAGUUGCGCCCUGUGAGCACGCAGCUGUACAGCACUCGUGAGAAGCAGCAGCUGGCUAGCCUCGUGGGCACCAUGCUUGCCUACAGCCUAACCUACCGCCAGGAGCGCCUGCCCGAUGGGCAAUAUGUCUACAGGCUAGAGCCGAACGUGGAGGAGGUGUGUCGCUUUCCUGAGCUGCCCGCCCGCAAACCUCUCACCUACCAGGCCAAGCAGCUCAUCGCCCGAGAGAUCGAAAUGGAGAAGAUGCGGCGGGCGGAGGCCUUGGCCCGGGUUGGGGACAGCCCCCCGGUAGACGGGGUUCCCCUAGAGGCCAAGGCUCUGCCGGGGGCUGCUGGGGACAAAGGGGGACGCGGCCGUGAGGAGCAGCAGCUGCAGCGGCGGCUGGAGCGCAUCCUGGAGAGAGCCGCCCUGGAGGAGAAGCCCGAGAGGGACUUCUUUGGUCGUGUGGUCAUCAAGAGAGCGGCAACCCCGAGUGCAGGAGACGCGGCCCCGGAGGCAGACGCGGCAGAGCGGCGCAUAGGCACGGCGGUGGGCAGGAGUGAUGUCUGGUUUCGAUUCAAGGAGGGUGUCUCCAACGCCGUGCGGCGCAGUGUCCACAUCAGGGAUCUGCUGUAGCGGGGGCUGCCCCUGCCGCCAGGAACCCAGGCCGGGUACCUCCACCCGUGCUGGACACCCCAGGGACCACGCUUCAUGCUGUCGGGUUGCGUUUUCUCCGUUAGGAAAUGUACGAAAGCACGGACGCUCUUAGAAAGUCCUUAUAAAAGUCACACC
Messenger RNA from Lontra canadensis (Northern American river otter), 3134 nucleotides. It is a transcript of the gene CHTF18, whose product is annotated as chromosome transmission fidelity factor 18. Gene Ontology annotation, molecular function: ATP hydrolysis activity; ATP binding. NCBI's taxonomy places the organism in Eukaryota, Metazoa, Chordata, Mammalia, Carnivora, Mustelidae. The coding region runs from base 39 to 2978 and encodes 979 amino acids. The record is from RefSeq and is a predicted model, not a curated record. The transcript is spliced from 22 exons.